Molecule: messenger RNA, 225 nt
Organism: Sporothrix schenckii 1099-18
Lineage: Eukaryota; Fungi; Ascomycota; Sordariomycetes; Ophiostomatales; Ophiostomataceae
Exons: 1
Coding region: 1-225 (74 amino acids)
Source: RefSeq, a predicted model, not a curated record
AUGUCAAACUCCAGUACUUCGAGCUGCCUGACGAACCUCGUUCCCGACGUCCUACCCAUCCCGCGCAACCUUACCUACGCCGUCAUCCCUGGCACCAACGCGUCCGAUCCGUGGAUGGUCGAUUGCUGCCACCCUAGUCCCGUGCACGUUGUAAAUACCUGCUUGGAAUGGUGCCAGCUCAACGGCACGAACGAGCAUGACGUCUCAGCGGAUUUCAACGAUUGA